AUGGUCCAAAAAAUGGUCCAAAAAAUAGUCCAGUCCAUAUUUUACCCUAUGCCCGUGUUAGCAAAAGGGCUUAAAUUUAUUGAAACACCCGUGACAAAUGAAAAUAAGAUCAGGCAACAAUUGUUGCGUGACUUCGAACAAUUCGCUAGGCGAAUGAGACUUAGAUAUAUAUUCCACGGGAAUGACAAGGAACCACAUCCUUUUCACGUCAAAUCAAACUGGAUACCACCAGUACAACCUUCUAUUGCCCUUGAACGCUACUUCGAAAAUAUCAAGUUAAGCCUUGCUGAAAUAGAAAUAACAAAGCCAAAACACAACCUGUCAUACAACGAACACAAAGCAGUCAAAGAACUGCAAAACAAUACUGCCAUCAACCUUAAACGUGCUGACUAAGGCACCACAACAGUGAUUCUCAACAAGAGAGACAAAAUUCAAGAGGCCCAGGUUCAGCUCGACAACAGAGACCACUACCGACCUCUUGAAAACCCCAUGGUCACUGACACAUUAAAAAAAGUCAAUGAGCUUAUUGCUCAACUGCACAAUGGCAAACAUAUAGACGAUAUGACAAAAAAGUGGCUUUCACAGACUCCCAAUCCGCCCAGAAUACCGAUUUUCUACACUUUAACAAAAAUCCACAAACCUUUGCCAGUGGGUAGACCGAUUAUAUCGGGCUGCGAAGGACCAACUGAAAGGAUAUCAUCCUUUGUGGAUCAUUUAUUACAGCCUAUUGCUCAAAAGCAAACAUCGUAUCUCAAAGAUACGACUGAUUUCAUCAACUUUAUAGAGAAAACGCAAGUGUCAAAUGAUACUAUUUUAGUAUCAAUGGAUGUAACAAGCUUGUACACAAACAUCCCACAAGAAGAGGGUAUCACAAUAGUAUGCCAAGCAUAUGAAAAAUACCACAAUAACAGCCCUCCCAUUCCGUCCCACUACUAA
Molecule: messenger RNA, 936 nt
Organism: Pocillopora meandrina
Lineage: Eukaryota; Metazoa; Cnidaria; Anthozoa; Scleractinia; Pocilloporidae
Source: the annotation of a GenBank genome assembly